This is a messenger RNA of Leptopilina boulardi, 4431 nucleotides long. Its product is annotated as filaggrin. The coding region runs from base 621 to 4172 and encodes 1183 amino acids. The transcript has 10 exons. The record is from RefSeq and is a predicted model, not a curated record. Lineage: Eukaryota; Metazoa; Arthropoda; Insecta; Hymenoptera; Figitidae.
GAAGGUGGUGGUGGUGGAUACAGCUGCUCUUCUUCUCCUCUCCCGAUAUCGCACUCUUCGAAUAAUCCUCCUCAACAGUCAGGUAUAAUAUACCUUUCUUCUUUAUUUGCCUCCAGUCAGAUUCUAGGCCCAUUCCUCUUUCUUAAUUUUUCCCAACUGGCCCAAUUUUUAUAUAUGUAUAACCUUUCCCUCCGGUAACUUUAGUUGCGCGCAGUGUUCAGUGCGCUUGGGUUUCUUGACAUCGCAAAAUAUCCUUGUGAGAAAGCAACAUUAUUCUUUGGAUAUACACUCUCCUUUGAUUUUUCAAACCGAUAUAAACUUUUUGCGUGACUCGAUUAAUUCUUUUUUUUUCUAAUAAAAGAAUUCAAAUUCGUGAAAUGUAGACAAAAUUGGUUUUUUUUAGUGGAAAAUUAUUCUUUUUUUUUUUUGGUGAAUUUUACCCUUUGUGUGGUGUUUUUAUUCUAUUGCCGAUGUGUGGGAUCGAGUUUUAAAACGUGCAGUGAUCGUUAAGCAUGUGGAACCAAGAUCGGUGGGAGCGAACGAUCGAAAGUAACGACUGAUCGAAUCGAAUGUGGAUUUGGUAUUAUACCUGGCAAUUUUACGAAUAAGAUUAAAAAACAAUGUCGAGUGAUCAGGAUUCAUGUGAAGGUUCAUCCCAACUUGCCUGUCAAUGUUCGACGAUAAUGAAUGUCGAUUCAAUACGUCAACGUGACAGUAGAUCAGAAAGAAAUCUCGGUAGUAAGAGAAUAUCAAAAAUACAAGAUCUUUCUCGAGAUUUGGAAACUCUACAAAAUAUGUUCGAACCAAUUAGACAUCGUGAUACAUCGCCCUCAAUUAUUCAGGAAAAUCAACACGAUAAUUCAAAAACGAUGGACAAUGAAACAAUUGUAAUAUCAUCAUCAUCAUCACCAAUUGAAGUUCAAAAUGACAUGUUCUCUCGAUAUGGACAUACAGUUUCCUCCAGUCCACACAAUAUGGAUUCAUCAUCACGUAAUCUUACAAACCAUCAUCAGGAGGCUGAUAAUAAUCCACAUCGUCAAUUAUCCAGUCCUGGUUCACUACUCGACUCAAAUUCCUCAGAUCUCAAUGAAAUGUCAUUAAACGAUCUGGAAAAUGACAUUGACGACAAUGAGGAUGACAACGACGAUGAUAUUAAUUCCACAAAGGAGAAAAUUAAAAUGCAGGUACUUUAUCACGAACCUGGUGUACACAGUCAUCUUCUCAGCGAGGCACACAUCUAUCAACACGAGAAACCCUGCAAUCGUGACAACUAUAGCAGAGGAUCAAAUUCAGAUAUUGGCGAUGGUUUAAUGAAUUUUCAACACCAUCGACAGCACUCUCAUCAUCGUAAAAUCUCUGGCCUUUCUCACCAUCAAGCGAGUAAUCAUUCUUGUGGAACCUCAAAUCUCAGUAGUUACGCUUAUAGAACUUCUGGUUCAUUGGUCACGACACCAAGUCCCAGUCCAAUGAACCGGGAGAAUAUCUAUCAUCAUCCUGGUUCACCGACGAACAAUAAUUUGGCUCUACUUGAACCGGGAGUACAUCAUCGAAUGGUUGGCAGUAGAAUUAGUUAUAAUCAUCAUCAUCAUCAUCAAUAUCAUCAAGGAAAUAUUGAUCCUUCGGGACAUCAUCAUCAUCAUCAUCAUCAUAAUAAUCAUCAUGGUGCGAGUGGAACUUCCUCAAAUUCAAGUUUAAUAAAUCAUGGAAGUUCACCAACGACUGUUCAUCGUCAUGUUGUGAAUAUCAAUAGUAGUUUAUCGACAACUCCACUCAUUAGUCAUCAUCAUAGAAGUUCCUCGGGCAGUCUUACUGGGAAUUCGACCACUAAUCAUCACCACGUGAGUUCCGGCAUUUCUUGUGAAUCUUCAUCUUCAAAUACAAAUACGCGAACGCACAGUCGACUUGAUCAUUUUCACGAUCAUCGUCAUCAUCAACAACAACAGCAGCAACAACAACAACAACAACAGCAACACCAUCAUCAUCACCUACAGGCGGUUCACGCGUUGCACUCGACGUUACCGGAUACGAGGCCAAGGGAGAGAACACCCUCGAGUCUAGAUCAUCAUAACAGACGACUCUCUCAUGUGCAUGCACAUGGAUAUUCGCACUCGCAAAAUGAUGCCAAGCACUCGACUCUCGUGGGAAUUAAUAGUAUUCAGGUAUCGACGCCCUCUAAGAGUAAGUGCCAGUGUCAUAUGAUACAGCAAGGGAGUAACAGCAAAAAAGAAUCGGAGGGUGAAAAUAUCGGGGGUGGUGAAGUGACACUAAGAACGCAUCAGCCCCCAGCCUUACCGCCAAGACCACCCCCAAGGCCUGCCAGACGUUUCGAAACUGUGACAUCCGAUCCAUGUCACACGAGUGAGGGUGGUUGUUGCAAGAAAUACGUUGUUCUAUGUUGCCUCUGCGGUGGAUUGAGUGCUACGGUUGGAAGCCUCUUCCUAACAAUACAUGUGGUCAUAUCUGCCAAUACAGCGAGUCUCGCUCUCUUCGAAUCUGUACCCUCUUACAUUCCAGGAACUAUGUUAAUUCUUAUGGGGUUGUUCACGAUGCUACUGGCAAGGCGGAAGCACAGAUAUGGACUCCUGAUGAAGGUUUGCGGUUCCGUUGCUGUUGUAUGUGCACUUGUUUGCGUUCUCGUCACCGUCACAACUACCGUGGUACACAUGUCAAGGCUGCAGGGUUUACGAGAAUGUACCUACACAGCCAGAGCAAAAACGUGUACAUGUAAUGGGGCAAAUUCACAAAAUCGAGGUGAUCCUGAUGUUACAUUUGAAGCAACACCACAUUGUGAAGUAGUUCAGGGGACACUAUAUUCUUGUUUGAGAGCCUUAUUUGGAACAUCAGUAGCUGGAAUUCUAGUGUGCAUAUUUUCAUGUAUGCUAUUAUAUCAAUUAUUGAGCCAUGAGAAAAAGAAGAUGUACUGGGAACAACUUGAACUCAGAUGCAGAUCGCUUUAUGGUCAAGGGGGUGCAGUAAGAACUGUUACUGGAUCUUGUGGAUGCUGUAGCGAUUGCGGUGGAACAAGUCCCUGGUGGGCCCAAACUCCAGGAAAUUUGUACACUCCCAAUCCAGACAUGGCGCCUUCCAGAAGAUGGCGCUUGCCCUGGAGUCGUUCACGAGGACCAGCACCGAGCCCAGAUUCAAAUUAUGGAUUUCACGCACAAGCAAUGCAGGCGGAAUCUAGUGUUGAAAAUACAACUGGACCAUACAGUGUUUUAAAUUCACAAUCCAGCGGACCAUAUACGGUUUUAAAUAGUCAAAAUGUACAAUAUCCAGCGAGCACUGCCUCUUACAGUGUUUUGGAGGCACCAGUACCACUUUGGGGUCCACCACCACCCUACAGUGAUCCAAAUAGUCCUGCAAGAAGGCCUCAAGUGCAAGAAUCAAGGCCCAGAAUCUCUAAGAGAAUGGAGAAUUACGAGAGCAAUGAAGAUUAUAGACCACGGGUAACGAAACGACCAUCGGACAAUUACGAAAACACCGAGGAGAUUUCUAACAGCACUGAUCCGGAGGGUGGAAACGAGGGCACCGUUAAAAGCAGACGAUUGAGAAAACCACUGAAGGGAGUCGAAAACGGCGCCUUUCAACAAGAACCAAAUCCAGCUCCAAAGCAAUCUGAAAGUGAAUUAUACUUUGGGGAUGUUUCUUCUUGUUGUGGACCAGAAAGUAGCUUUUACGAUCUUGCCGUUGACAAAGAUGCUGCUGAACGUCCCGAGGGUGUGGAUUAUUUGGCAGCUCGUCUUGGCAAGAGGCAGCUGUCAAAACGAUCAAGACAUCCGCUUCCACUUCCUCCCGAUGGAGUUGAUGUGCCAUCAAAUAGUUAUUCAAACACUGAAGAAACAAGAAAUGCAAGAGGUCCCUAUUUGGCACCAGAUGCACAAUACGAAGUCAUUCAACAAGGACGUUAUGCUUACUAUUCAUCAAAAGUAGAUGAUGAACAUAAAGAAACACCCACAACAUCGUCUUAUUUUCAUGAAGACGAUAUUGAGAGGGAAUGCGAAAGAGAUAGAAAUAGAGAGAGAGAAUAUAGAGACUACAGAAACAAUAAGGAAGAAGAAUCACCACCCCAAUGUUGUUUAAAUGACUCGACAACUUUGGAUUCUACUUGGCAAACUGUUGAACAACAACAGCAACAACAUUCCGAUGAUAAUGUUCGACCCGUUAAUGUCUGACAAUCUGGUAAAAAAAUUUUUUCUCUACAAAUUUAGAAAUUUUCUGCCAUUUCUAAUUUAGGAAAAUAUUUUCUUAGGUUUUUUUUUUCUAAAAUUAAGAGUUUCUUUAGUUUCAAUUAUAGUUUUACUGGAAAAUUUAGUUUAGUUAUGAAUUUGGAAAAUUCAUCUUCAAAAUAUUAAAUUUAAUUCCGAAUUUGUAAUAAAUAUUUUUCAAAAAAAAAAUAUCCAUUAGUUAGAAAUUCCAGUGUUUACAAAAUUU